Anolis carolinensis (green anole) is the source of this 13534-nucleotide messenger RNA. It is a transcript of the gene vcan, whose product is annotated as versican. The transcript has 15 exons. Bases 762 to 10256 code for a protein of 3164 amino acids. Gene Ontology annotation, biological process: glial cell differentiation; cell adhesion; central nervous system development. Gene Ontology annotation, molecular function: hyaluronic acid binding; calcium ion binding. Gene Ontology annotation, cellular component: perineuronal net; synapse. NCBI's taxonomy places the organism in Eukaryota, Metazoa, Chordata, Lepidosauria, Squamata, Anolidae. The record is from RefSeq and is a predicted model, not a curated record.
UCUCAACUAGGAAAGCUCUGGACCGCCGCUGCCCUCAGUAGGAGGAGGAGAAGAAGCGGGGCUCCGAUUGCAGAGCCCCUUGGGUCUUCGGGGGAGUUCUGGAGGCGACUCCUGUUCGCAUUGCUGGGAAGGGAAGGAGAGGAAGAGGAGGAAGGAAAGGAAGCAGCCCCCUCCUCUUCCCGCUGCCCCCCUUCCUUGGGCUCUCCUGGGCUCCGUCUGGGCGAACCCCGGUCCGUGUGUGUGUGUGUGUGUGUGUGUGUGUGUGUGUGUGUGUGUGGAGGCAGAAGAGCCCUCCUCUCCUUCUCGCCCAGAGGCCGGGCAGAGCCCCUCCUCUGGAGCGCUGACGGUACUAAUAAUGAUGGGUGGCGGUGGCGGCCGAGCCCGCAGUUGAACUUGCGAGGCAGCGUGGAGGGGGCUUCUUGAACGCCAGGAGGAGGAGGAAGAAGAAGACGAGGAGGAGGAGGAGGAGAGCCGGCCCAGAGCCCACUAUUUCCAGCGGACACCGGUCAGGUGUUUCCCCCACUGAGGAAAAGAAGAGAAGAGAAGGGGGCAGGGCGAGGAGGAGGAGAAGGACGACGCGGGCGACCUCCAGCCUCUCUCCCUCUCUCUCUCUCUCUCUCUCUUCGCGCCCCGAGGCCAACUCUGGAUUAAGCCGCGCGCCCUGACGGCGAGGGGCUCCUGCCGCUUCCCGCCCCCUCCCGCCCCUUCCCCGGGGUCUCCUUCGCCGCGGCUUCUGCCUGCCACUGCUUUGGAAGGUCAAGAUGUUAAAAAAUAUCAUAUGGAUGUGCUGGAUCUUAGCAAUAACGUAUGCAUUCCACAAAGGUAAAAUGGAAAAAAGUCCACCGGUGAAGGGCUCACUGGCUGGAGGUGUCAUCCUCCCAUGCUUCUUUUCUACUCCACCUACUUUGCUGCCCAGCUAUCAAAAUACUAGUGAAUUUCUCCGGAUUAAGUGGUCAAAACUUGAACAUGAUAUAGGUGAAAAAGACUUGAGAGAAACCACAGUUUUGGUGGCCCAAAAUGGGAAUAUCAAGAUUGGACAAGGCUACAAAGGGAGAGUGUCAGUUCCAAGUCUUCCGGAAGAUGUUGGGGAUGCCUCAUUGACUAUGGAGAAUUUGCGGGCAAGCGAUACUGGAAUUUACCGAUGUGAUGUCAUGUAUGGAAUUGAAGAUACCCAAGACGUAGUCUCACUGGAUGUUGAUGGUGUAGUGUUUCACUAUCGUGCUUCAACUAGUAGGUACACCCUGAAUUUCCAGCAGGCAGAAGAGGCAUGUUUGGAAAAUGGUGCCGUUAUAGCAAGUCCUGAACAGCUGACAGCUGCAUAUGAAGAUGGAUUUGAGCAGUGUGAUGCUGGUUGGUUGUCUGACCAAAGUGUUAGAUACCCCAUCAUAUAUCCAAGACCUGGCUGCUAUGGGGAUAUGAUGGGAAAGGAGGGAGUCAGGUCCUAUGGAUAUCGUCUUGCCAAUGAAACCUAUGAUGUCUAUUGCUAUGUGGGGAGCUUAAAUGGUGAUCUCUUCCAUAUAACUUCUCCCAACAAGCUAACAUUUGAAGAAGCUGUACAAGGAUGUGAAGAACGAGGUACAGUUCUGGCUACUGCUGGUGACCUGCAUGCUGCCUGGAGGGAAGGCUUUGACCAAUGUGACUAUGGCUGGCUGGCUGAUGGCAGUGUGCGUUACCCUGUUUCUGUGGCAAGAAUCCAAUGUGGUGGAGGUUUACUUGGAGUACGAACCCUUUAUCGCUUUGAGAAUCAAACAGGAUUUCCUGAACCAGACAGCAGAUUUGAUGCCUACUGCUUUAAACGUAAGGAGAAUAUAUCAGAAACUUCAUCUGCUGAACCAGCUAUACUUUUGGAAAGUGGAUCUGCCAAUUUAUUAAAUGAACGAAAGACAAUGCCUUCCAAAACUUCACCUUAUCCCAUCACUUCAGUCACACAAGAAAUGACUAAGCAAGAAGAAAAUGUACCGAAUAUCAUUAGUUUAUCUACUGUUCUACCUCAGACCAUUACAGACCUUUCUGAUUUGUCGGAUGUUACUGAACAAAAUUUUUUGCAAAGUGACCUAGUAGAGGCCACACCUAGACAAGAUGUCUCUGACUUCAGCAAGGAAAGUUCUGAAAGUCAGACUGAACAAAUAGAGGUGGGACCAAUAAGGACUUCAGUAGAUGCUCUAUUAAGAAAGGACUUGAGCAAAAUUGUAGAAACAGAGACUCCUGUUACAUUAACAAAAGAAGAAACAUAUAUUGGUACCCAACCAACAAAAAAAUCAAUGGAAGCAAAAAGUGAUGUAAAAGUCACAACUGUUGUUAUUCCAAGAGAGCUGAUCAAGGAUCAUAUAGAAUCUACAGACAGGGAUGACAAUGGGAUUAUUAUGCCUGACCAUAAACCAGAGGACUCUAGCACCAUUCCAAAACUAGAUGUAGUUAAAGUGUCAAACACAUUCUUAGAGCAAAAUGCUACAGCUACACCAGAUAAAGCAGCAACCUCAUUUGAAAGGAAUAUUUCACCAACUAUAGGAUAUAUAAAGAGCCCUGAAACACCAGUGUUUACAGUAACGGAUGGAACUAAGACAGUACGCACUGACUUGAAAGUCAAAGUAGAACUUACAACAACACCUGCUGAUUUAGAGUUAAGAUUAAUUCCAACUUUGUUACCAGUUGAAAGAACAACAGCUUCUGGAUCUGAAUCAGGCCCUGUGGAACUAACUGUCACAGAAGUGGAUUCUGCCAAAAUUGUAGAUGUAGUAGCACCUACAUCAGGGAUGCAACAAGAGAAAAUGGAAGGAAUACCAGAUCAGAAAUAUGAUUGGAGUUCUGAAGGGAGUACUCCUGGGCAACCAGAAUUAGGAGUUUCUAGUGAAGCAACAAGUAUUUACCCAGUGUUAAAUACUGAAGACACAACAAGCAUAGACCAGGUUGUAUUUAGUGAUGGAUCAUCAAUGGCAACACCUGGUGCAACAUCAAAGAAAGAACCGGGCACUUCCCUGGUUCCUGAGACACCAGAAGAGAAAAUUGCUACUGUAACCAUUCAGACAGGUGGCAAAGGAACACAACCAGAUGUUACAACAGUUUUUGAAGAUGAACCCACUACUAGAGAGCUAGCUGUGGAAAAACUGACCACAGUUCCUGAUUUGACAGCAGUCUCUUCAAAGUUACCCAUAUCACCAGAACAUGAUGUAGCUGAAGGAUCUGCAUAUGAAGAAAAAUAUGCAAAAACUGUGGUCCCAGGUGUGAAAAUUCCAGUUUAUGAAACAGUAACAAAGUCUGAAUUGUCUGCAGAAAAAGAUGCUGCUACCGAACAAAAGCUGGAACUUACUGAUGCCCCUCCCACUAAGCCAAGUACAGAAAGUGAAGAUGAUGCACUCACAGUCAAGUUUAUAGGUCCUUUCCCUACAAAGGCUUCUGUUCCUUCAACUGAUUUGGGGAAAGUAGAAACUCUUACAACUCAUACCUCAGAAGGCUCAGGAACAACAGAGGAGGCUAUAGAAACAGAGCCCAUUUUAUUUCCAUCUUUGGCAACAAGUAAACCAACAGUGGUAAGUGGCAUAGCCACCAGUACCAUUGGUGCAGUUGACAAACACCUACCAACUCUAACAUUGAAACCUUUAAGCACGAAAACACAGCCACCUUUAAUUUACAGGGAACCUGAUGAGGAUACAAGCAUAGACGUUCUAGUAAUUGAUGAAUCUACUCCUCCCAUUAAAACUACUACUGAUGAUGAUUUUACGGGCAAAACAAUAGAACAAGACAUUGAUACAGAGUAUUUUACAUCAUCAAGUGUUACUGGAGAUGAACAACCUACAGGACAACCCACAGAGGUUUUCGAAUCUCAAGAAGAACCUCCUUCUACUUCAGAUGCAGAUGUUGGUUUGGAAAGCCAACCUGACAUAAAAGUGUUUGUUGUUGCAAUUUCAGGCAACGAUACAGAUCCAUUAUAUGGAGUUUGGGAUUUAUUUGGUUACCAAGUUCACCCACAUGAAAUAGAUGAACCCCCUACAGAUGCUGAAUCAACAUCUGAUGAACCCUGUACAGCAACCCCUGAUGAAGAAUCUGCAGAAAUCUUAAUUCUGGACCAUCUCUACCCAGGAAUGUACACUCUUGGGGAGGAAGAUGAUGAUGAUGAUGAUGAUGAUGGAAACUGUGAAAAUACUACUGAUGUCACAACUCCUCCAGCUCUGCAGUUCAUCAAUGGAAAGCAGCAGGUGACUACAGCACCAAAAGAUACAAAAGCUGAAGAAGCAAGGAGUGAUCAAAUUGAAAGUUUAGCACAUUCCAAAAAUGUAACAUUUCCCCACAUCAAUGAAACUAACAUGUCAUCUGAGCAUGAGGUUUUUGCCACACUACAGCUCAAUGAAUCAACUAAAAUAAUGGGAGAACCUGUGGCACUGGUUACCCAAAAGGUAAUAGCAGAAUCUCCCAUACAUGAACUGCCCUUUAGUGGAGAUUCAGAGGUAUCUACUACAGAUAAAAUGCUUCAAGUCACAUAUUUACAGGGUAAAUCUUUAUCGGACCCAACAGAGAAAUCAACACAGUUUGGCACAGAUCUUAAUCAAAUCUUAAGUAAAUACCCUAAUGUUUUCUCUUUACUUAAUGCAGAACAUUCAGAUGAUUUUACUACCAAGCCUGAGUUAAACAGUUAUGAAGUUUAUCACACAGCUAAACCAACAUUAAAAGAAGAAUUUAAAAUAUUUUCUACUACAAUGUCAACUUCAAGUAGGUUACCUCCUUCCACCACUGUAACCAUAGCCAUGGAUGACAACACAUCACCAAAAAAUGAAGCUUCUGUUCUACAAGAUGAUUCGGUAUCAAGAGUUACACUCAAUACAUUUUCUUCUGUUAAGAGUUUAUUGGAACCAACAAAAAGUCCCAGGUCAUUUCAUUCAUUCCCAGUUCAUAUACCACAAGGCUCAGGAGAUGAUCCAGAAGAGAAUUCCGAAGCUACAGCUAUGGUAAUAAAAACAGAAAAGAUUCCUGUUCAGGAAAUUUUCUCAGAUGAUGGAAGACAAAUGCCUACAAAAAGUACCCAUAGUACUUCAUUGUUCAAAGCUACUACCUCUACAUCUGAAAAAAGUUCUGUAGAAAUUAUGACUACCCAGACUAUUGCUGAGUUACUUUUAAGUUCUUCAAAAAAUGCAGGAGAAGUGGGAAAUAAUAAGGAAGAUAGUACAAACACAAUUUCUUCAGCAAUUGCUGGAUCUGAGAAGGUGCCAUUCAGCAAUGAUUUCAAAGAUAAUAUCUGGGUUGUGAGCCAAAAAACCCACAUCAAAACAACAUCAACAACGGAUGCUUCAUUUUUAAAAGUCAAAGAGGACACAGAUAAGAUGCUAUCCAUAACUGAACAAUCUGGGGAUGGAUCUACAGAUGUCUGGGGGGAUCCCACAAGCAUAGUGGUAAGUACUGAUGCCCCAUUUAUAGAACCAGGUUCUGGACAAAUUGAUGUUAUAACUGAAGCUACUACACAAAGUUCAUUCCCAUUGAGGUCUGGAAGCAAUGAUACACAAGUAAAGGAAUUAGACCUUGCAUCACCUUCAGAAUAUGCAAUAGUUAUUGAUCCUACAAUGCAAGUAUUAGGUAAUGAGUCAGAUGGGAAAGCCAUAGAAACUAGAACAGAAGAUCAAAUAUCAACGAGUGCAAUUACUAACCAUCAAGUGUUACAGCAUGACUCAGAUGCAGAGCUUUUGUUGACAUUUACAGAAAAGUCUACUGUGGAAUCAAGUGAAGAAGUGACAACGUCCACAGCAAUGAGAAGAAAAAUGGAUGCAUUUACAACAUCUGGUUUGACAGUAUCCAUGGAGACUUUGACAAACAUUUUUCCUGAUACUGCUGUGGCCCACAGUAGUGGAACUAUAAAAUCUGUAACAGAAUUAAGUGAAAAGUAUAAUAAUGAUAAUAUGAUAAUUUCUACCAAUAGUUCUCCGAUAUUGACAGAUAAUACAGUUCAGCCUGAAAGAGGCUCCAAAUCUGGCAUAACUGAAAUAAAGGAAUCUGUUCAACCAGAAAACACAAAUCAUCUUCCUACAACUAUUUUUGCAGAUGAAAUUAGCCUUGUAGAUAUGGGGUCAGGAGAAGAAUCAAGAGUUGUCGGACAUAGUGUGUUACUAGUCUCUGAUGGUCCCACAGAAAAAAUAACGAAUUCUAAGGUUCCACUGAGUGAACAAGGUUCUGGAGACAUAGAAUAUUUUACAGAUGCUCCUACACAAACAACAGUUUUAUCACAAUUUUUAACAGAAAGACCCAGAGAUCAAACCAUAAAAAGUUGGAGCAGUAAAACAUCAGAGCAUCAAUUUAUUACAGACAUGCCUUCAACAUUAAAUAUAAGUAGUGCCUCUAUGAUCCCCUUAACAAAUACAGGAAUUGCAAGGCAGGUUUAUAAUGUAUCAAGCACAGAAAGGGAAACAUCAGUUGAACUGGAGAGGAAAGACUUUACCACAAACUCACCUGUGGAAUAUGUAAUUAAUUCUGCUGAAGAAGAUUCUGAAAAACCAGCAAAAAUGACACAUACUUCUACAGUGAUCAUACAAGAAUUGUUCACUAAAGGUACAAACACUACAACCGUACAGCCAGGGAGAGCUUCUCCAGUUACAUCAUGGGUAGAAGAAAUAAAAUCUGAUGUCACUUCUGAUACUAAAUCAUAUGACAUAACCCUUGCAGUUAAGCCUCAAACAUUUCAAAGCAAAUCUGUAAGCAUUUCACCAACAUUUGAAUCGAAAGAAAGCCAGUUGGAACAAAGUGUUUAUUCUACUGAAAGUAGCCUUAAGGUUUUCUCUGUACCUAGAGAGGAUAAACCAGUGAGCCAAGUAAUUAGUGACACUCAAUUUUUCACAGAACAAGGUUCGGGAGAUGCCUCUUUUACUGUCCAGUCUACUGCUGUGAAUGCAAAUCCUGAUGUAAUUGCAAACACAUUAAAUAAUUAUAUGCUUCCUUCUCAAAGUUCAGAAGCAAACUUUGCAGAGGAUAUAAUGAAAGAAUUUGACAGGCCUAAGAGUGAACCAAAUAAAGAUUCUGGUAAUGAUAUUAAAUAUCAUAUUAUCACAACAGAGGCAUUUCAUUCAGUAAGUGACAAAAGAAUUCCGACUGCAUCCAGUCUUAAUACCAGGGUGACUAAUGUUGAAGCAUCUACCUUGAAAGAGUUCAUUAGUGAAAAGGAGGAAAGCCAAAAGAAUGCCUCUGAAGAGGAAGAAAAUACAGAAAAAAUACUGGCUGCUACUGAUGGAAUUUCUCAAAGGGAAGCCUCUCUUGUGAUAAAACUUGAACAUACAACCCCUGCUUCAGAAUUGUUUACUGAAACCCCUAUUAAAACACCUAAAGUUAGCUCAAACCCCACAGAACUGAGUAUAACAGAUCAUGAUGGUUCUGGAGAAGGCUCUGGCUGGCUGGAGAAGUUGGAAAAACAUUCUGAAUCACCCACUCAGUUGCCAAAAAGUGAAAUAUCAUUUACUUCUCAUAUCACUCAAAAAAACGGUUCAGAUGUUGUGAACUCAGAUAUAGCUAUGAAUGGAUCAUUGGUAGUAUUAAUAUCAUCACCCAGUCAGAAAGAAGAUAAGGAAACACCACCAACUUCAGAUAGUGACCUUCCAUAUACAUUUGCAGAUGAAACUUCUACAAACAACAUAAAAGACUAUGAAGAACUAAUUCCAAUAGUUGGUAACAAAAGAAAUUAUUCUGAAAAGAUUUCUAGCUUCAUUGAUGUUAUUUCAGAAGGUCAUGGAAUAAUAGCCGAUAAAACAACAAUUAUAGAUGCCGAUAAUUUGAAAUCAAAUAUUGAUGACAUAGGCAGCCAAACAACUGUUGAUUCUGAAACAUAUUCAAUAUAUGAUAUUUAUACUUCACCAACAGAAAUCCAGAAUGCAACACUUGCAGUUACUUUAAACAAUGAUACACCUGCUGUCUCUGGAGAUAGCCAAGGAAGUUCUGUAACCAAUAAGUUCAUCUACAGUGAACCCAUAAUAUCUGAACACGCAGCAAUAUCAGAUUAUAUGGGGUCAGGAGGUAGCCUACCUUUCACAAUAGAAUCCCCAAUCUCUCAAGAACUACCUCAGAUAUCGACUUCAAUUCCAACCAUAUCAUUACUACUCACUUCUACUGUAUCAAUUCCAGCCACUUCUGGUGCAGAUGAAAAGGAGAAGGGAGUUGAAACAAAAGACAAAGAAUCCAAAAGUACAAUAGAAGAUAGUUCUGAAUUACAAACAUUAUCAGACAAUCAAGCAAUAGCUGAUGAAAGUGAAAUUACUCCUGUCAAUAUAACUUCUGAAAUAGAACAUGUAGAUUUGGUAAAGAAAAAACACAUGACUCCAUCACCCACUCUAUUAUACCUACCUCUUAAACCAGAGCACGAUCUGAGCACUCACAAAUCUGAAGAGAAUACUGUUUCUACACAGCUUGUGUCCCAAAGUGAAUCAAACUCUGAAGAAACCACUGAGGAGUCUUAUGAAGAUAUGCAGACUGCAACCAAGGAAUCCAAAGAAAAUGAUCUUGAUGAUUUUUUACUAGUAACAUAUACACCAAAGUUGCCUGUGACUGUUUAUUUACUCAAUGGAGUUUCUGAGCACUCUGAAGAAAUUGUGCCAAGUACUUCAUCAUCAGUUGAUUUUGAUAAGCAUGAUUCAUCAGUGGUACAAACUUUUAGGGAAGCUAGUGCUGAUAUUGCAGCAACUUACAAACCUUCUGUGAAUGAAUUUUCAGUUAAUACAGGGUUUCCAUGGACAUCUUCACCCAAAUGGAAAUUUGAGACCAAACUCACUGAAAACACACCUGUUUUUAAUGAGCAUAUAACAGAAACAACAGAAAAGCCAGGGAAUUCAGAUGAACUGAUUAAUGAAGAAGAAACCAAUGUUUCCAGAGAAUAUCUUUCAAAAGAGGAAAAACCAACCAUGUUUAUAUCUUCAGGCAGUGAAACUGUAGAAAUUAACUCAGAAGAAGGGACUUCUUUUGAGAAGGUGAAGGAGCUACAUCAGCUAGAUGAAAAUAGUGCUGAGGGAGAUCUGCCAUGGAUACACACCACACCAUCUUCAGUACCACAUGAAAGUAAAACAGGUGGAGUCUUUGGUGCUGAUGGGGAAGCGGGACUUUGGCCAAUUUCACCCCCACCAUCUGUGGAUACAAUUGUGGAACCCCAGUCUACUCAGAAGGAGCCAACAUUUUCAUCUAAUGAUGCACCCAAAACUCUUGGCCCUGAAAGCAUACCUGACUAUAACAAGCAGGCAAGAAAUACAGAGGAUAUAAAUGCAAGUGAACUUGUAACUCCACCAUUUUUGCUUUUGGAUGUUACUAAUGGAUCCGAUUUCCUGAUUGGCACAGGUGGGGGAUCAGUAGAAGGCACAGCAGUUCAGAUCCCAGGCCAAGAUCCAUGCAAAAGCAGCCCAUGUCUACAUGGGGGCACUUGCUACCCACGGAAUUCUUUCUACAUCUGCACUUGUAUGCCGGGUUUCAGUGGUGACCAAUGUGAAGUAGAUGUUGAUGAAUGUCAAUCCAGCCCUUGCAGAAAUGGAGCCACAUGCAUUGAUGGAGUCAAUACAUUUACUUGCCUUUGCCUUCCAAGCUAUGUUGGGGCUCUUUGUGAAAAAGACACUGAAACCUGUGAUUAUGGGUGGCACAAAUUCCAAGGGCAGUGCUACAAAUACUUUGCCCAUCGGCGGACAUGGGAUGCAGCUGAGAGAGAAUGCCGCCUCCAGGGAGCCCAUCUGACAAGCAUCCUCUCCCAUGAAGAACAGAUCUUUGUGAACCGCUUAGGACAUGACUACCAGUGGAUUGGCUUGAAUGAUAAGAUGUAUGAAAGUGACUUCCGCUGGACUGAUGGCAGUGUACUGCAAUAUGAAAACUGGAGGCCAAACCAGCCAGACAGUUUCUUUUCUUCUGGAGAAGACUGUGUUGUUAUAAUUUGGCAUGAAAAUGGCCAGUGGAAUGAUGUGCCAUGCAACUAUCAUCUCACCUAUACUUGCAAGAAAGGCACAGUGGCCUGUGGCCAGCCGCCUAUUGUAGAAAAUGCGAAAACUUUUGGGAAGAUGAAGCCUCGUUAUGAAAUUAACUCACUGAUCAGAUACCACUGUAAAGAUGGGUUCAUCCAACGCCAUGUUCCAGUCAUCCGCUGCCAAGGAAAUGGUCGAUGGGAUUUGCCUAAAAUUACCUGCAUGAUUCCAUCUUCAUUCCAAAGGACUUAUUCUAAGAAAUAUUAUUAUAAACAUUCUCCACCAGGAAAGGGAAACUCAUUAAAUUCAUCAAAACAUUUUCAUCGUUGGAUCAGGACAUGGCAGGAUUCAAGGCGCUGAAUGCACUCUGGUGAAAACGAGAUGUUUGCCAUGCUAGCCAAAGUCCUAGCUUACCGUGCCUUUAAAAAAAAUCAAUUAUAAGAGUAUUACCAAGCAUUUUGGAGAAAACGUAAGGACCUCAGUAUUCACAGUACAUGCUAGUGAUUGCUACAGAUGAAAGUUUUGAAAAGCCAUUUCCAGCCUAUCUAGUGCAUUAAUUUCUACAUGAUUUGUGAGGGACCAGUUGAUUCUAUAUCCCAGCAUCCUAUAAUAAUUAAACUCUUCCAUUUAGCACCAAUGAUAAUGUAAAUAAGAUGAUUUAAUGGUGUUUAAGUGUGUGUUGUUUUGAAAGAAAAAAACCUUGUAUAUACAACGAGAUGUCACAUUAAGUUCAGGCUUAUUUAUGGCUAUUUGGCCUCAGAGGUCUUUAAUCAUUUAUUCUAUUUGUCUUGAGAUACAUCACCAAGCUGGGAAUAGUUUUAAGUUGUUGUCUGCUCUCUUUUUUCAUAAACAUGAGAAAAAAUGGCUUUAUCUGUAUGAAGAUGAGCAACAAAAGGAGCAUCUUGCUUGAAGAACAUGGCUACUCCCCAACUGAGGUCCACAGAGAACCAUGUGAUGUAAACCUACUUAAGGAGAAUGACAAAUGGAAACAACUCUGACCAAGGGACUGCGAUACGGAACUUGACUUUUUUCCUUUCCAGCUUUGGCACUGAUUGAAAGGGACUUGCCUGAAGGAUUUUGUCUUCUUUUUAAAUGACAAGGAGGGUCUGUAGGAAUAACAGUAACAAUAAUAAAGUGCUAAUACAGUAAAUCUCAACCAGGGCCACUUUUUAAAAAGAUAACUUUUACAACACUAACCGUGGGUCUAUGUUACAGCUCUCUGCAUUUUAAGAUGGAGAUAGAUAGGCCUACAUUUUUUGUAAAAAAAAUUAGAAAAAUAAAAUAAAAAGUAAAUAAUUUUGUAUAUAUAAAUAUAUAUAACCAUUUUUAAUCCUUUUAUAAAGUAAUGAAUGUUUGUGUAUGGAUGCUGCAGCUGUGAAGCGUACAUAAAUAAAUGAAGUAAGCCAUACUGAUAUAAUUUAUUGGAUGUUCUUUUUAUCUUGAAAUUACUAGGUAGCUUAUUGAUAGCUACCAGGUUCCUGUGAUGCAUUUGAAAGAAUCAGAUUUGACUUCAAAUGUUUUUGGCUUGGGAGCAGGGGGCUAAUAAAUGGGAUCAUUUGUCUAUAAGGACAUGACUGAGAGCUGAGUGUCUUGUACACAAUCAACUUUGUUACCUGUGAAUAAUAUUUAUGCUCCCAUACAAGUAAUGUAAGUUUUCUCUUCAUAGUAGACACAACUAAGGAUGUGUUUAUUGGGAGUUGGGGGGACCCAGCUCUGGUGGAAAACCAUAGCUGCAGAAAGUAGUAGUUUUAAAAAACAGAUUGGAUGCUGUAUUGCUGGACCUAUCCCAUAUAUUUGAUGGGUGGCAAGUAAGCCUUCGUCCUUCACAUUUCUUGACAUGCCUGCCUUCUGCUGAAGUUACCAGGCAUCUCUGCACUGGCAUAAUGUUUCAACGUGUUUUCAUGCAGUAAAUAGGCCCAGAUCAUACCUGGAGUUUUUCCUGGUAUGUUAAUCUCAUAGAUAUAGGUCUAUAUAUUUUAGUUGUUAAAUGCACAGGCCCACUUUGAAUUUGCACAUUGAUGUGGGUCUCUGAUGGUGACGCUAGAGAUGGGACACACCAGGUGGGUUAGGACAGGGUCUUCUUCCUAUAUCUGCCAGGCGUUCAGGAUAUAUUUGGCAACAAAUAUUGUUUAAUCCAGCCUAAAUCUAUCUGUCUGUCAAUAACCUGUUUGUGUUUUUAAGCAUAAUUGGAAAGGGAAUAUUUCAAAUGUUCUGUGCUUUGAGCUUUAGAACAUCAUUAUGAAGAAAAAUAUUCUAGUUGUAUCAGUGCAUGUGAAGUUUGUAAGGAGAGUAGAAGAUAAUAAGGGCUAGCUCGUAGACUGACCUCUUUAUGAUAUGAAUCCAGUAUGUGUUUUUAGUACAUGUCGUAGAUGUAGCUGUGAACAGACCCUAUGCAUACUUUCACAUGUCAAGGACCUGGCUCUGAUUGGUGCAACAAGGUGAUUUUACAUGUCAUACUAAUUUUGUGUGACAAGUAUUUACUUCUGAUGGCAACCUCAAGGGAUGCAAAUGUGCAGCUACCAAACUAGGGUUCAUUUUGAUGUUGGCAGGUAUUCUGUAUGAAGUAUACACAUUCUCAUAACUUAAAGGUUCUUUUUGCCCAAUUAACUCAUUCUGUGUUAACUUGAGAUGACUUGAAAAUCAACAUAUAUUAUGUGAAGUUAUGAGAAUUCAUACAACGGUUUUGCCUUUAUGCAAUAAUUUUAUGCAAAAAGGAAUUGGGUCAUAUGAAAUAGCCAAACGUAGAUAUUUGCUUCAGGACAACAACAAAAACUAAAAGUCAGAGUCUAAGGAGAUGCAGAAACAAAACUCACUAUAUGAUUAAAAAGUGAUAAGCAAAGGGGAAAAAACACUUUGCUAUUUUGUUGGGGAAAUUGAAUAAAUCUUCCAUUUAAAAUAAAAUGCUGUUACUUGAUCAAUGGUGGUUGAGCUCACUUUACAAAGGUCUAAAGUGAAGAUAUUAAGGCAUCUUGCAAUUUGGCUGCACAGAUGUUAAUUUCAUCCUUGCAGAAAUGCACCAGUGUCUGCUUAGUUGGAACAAUUUUGGGACUAGUUUUGUGAAAUGUGAAAUCACCCUGAGAAAGACUGGACUAUACCCUUUCUUUGUGGCCUGUCUCUUACAUGAAGUGGGCAUUGUUUUGGUUUGUAAUUUCCUGCCUUUCCUACAUGGAAUAAUUUGCCACUCAGUGUAAUCUAUUUUGUAUAGCAUGUAAUUUGAAUGUUUCAUUGUUGUGAAAGAAAGUUUAGAAAUGCUGUUAACUUUUUAUAUAUUAGCUUCUGGCUCACCAAAGAAACCUUGUUUUCCUCUACUGUGACCUGUCCUGUUUAUUGCAUGUCUUCACAUUUAAGUCUAUGUAAUGUCAUGUUCUGAUGAUGAGUCAAGUAACGUAAUUGAGAACAGUAAAUACUGAAAGACCCAAAAACUUUCUUAACUUUUAAAACAUUUCUAAUAAUAACUUUUUAGCUGAUUAACCAGGGUCACUUUUUGGAUAGACUUUUAAUGAGAAAUUGAUUUGAUCACAACUGAUUAAAUACAGAUGAUUUAUGAAGCCUGUUUUAUAAUAUACUGCAUAUAUAUAUAUAGAUAUAACAAAUAUUGUGUAAAGAGAUUAUUCUCAAUAAACAGUAUAUAUACAUCA